This is a messenger RNA of Spirodela intermedia, 10196 nucleotides long. The record is from the annotation of a GenBank genome assembly. NCBI's taxonomy places the organism in Eukaryota, Viridiplantae, Streptophyta, Magnoliopsida, Alismatales, Araceae.
AUGGCAAUGUUUGUUAAGCCUAUCAUUGGGCUUAUAAUUGCCCUCGUUUUCUGCUCGAACGUUUCCACAGCGCUGUACGAGGAUCAAGUGGGAGUGGUAGAUUGGUAAGUGACUCUCGUUACCAUCCUUCACUGAUUUUUUUUGAUAAUUUAAGCUAAGAUCUCAAUGAUAUAUAUGCUUAUAAACGCGACUGAAUGAUAUAUACUGGAAAAUCAUCAGUGUACAAUAAGCAUCCGUCAAGAUUUUGGUGUCGUGAUUUAGAAGCCUUUAGGAAGUUCAAAACAAAGUUACAUUUUUUUAGCACCUCAGUGUCGGUUUUUCACUUGCCACGUAUGUUCAGCUGGUUUCCAUUAGAUGAUUUGUUGCAAGCUUCAUUUAUCUUUCAGUUUCUUCACGGAUAUUCUAGUAAUCCUUCAGCAAUCGCGUGUAUCUCACUUGUCAAGAAUUCAGCAUCCUUCCUAAUGCCGUGAUACUCCAUGUGAACGUAAGCGUGGGAUAUGAUUUCAUUUUAUUUAAUGCCAAUUUCAAGACCGGGAUAAUGCUAGAAGGAAAAAUUGCUCGUGAAGGCUAGACAUAGUUGCGUACUCUAUGGAUUUACUAUGUGCUUUAUCAACACUACUUCUGGGCAGUAUGUUUCAGAUUUUCACUUUGAGAGGGUAAGGAUAUGAAAUAUCAUUAAUGAAGAUCAAAGCAUAUAACCGGGUUGAUGUGUGAAUUGCUGAGGUAAUACUAGACUUAAUAGGAUAUGUAGACAUGUACUGCUGGCAUCAUGGCUUCUAAGGGAUCUAUUUUCAGGAGUUAUUUCCACUAAUUUUAAAAAUAAGAUCAUUUAUCAACUAUGGUUCAUUCUGGGGAUUCCACUUGUUCGGCCAUAUUUUCAGAAAUCUUAUUGGAGUAUGUGUAGGCAUUCUACGUUGGAGUUUUUAGCUCAUGUGAGUUAUUUUUUCAAUGGCUUUGUUUGUUUUGUUGCCCUAGUCAUCGAGAAUCAAAUUGAUAGUUCCAUGCUCUUCCUAGAGGUUCUCAAUUGAAAUGAUUGGUUAUUGUAUGCGUAGAUGAUUCGUGUUCAACUUCUUGUCGCAUACAGGUACCAACAAUAUAUUGGAAAGGUGAAGCAUGCUAUUUUUCAUGCCCAAAAGGCUGGUAGGAGACGUGUUGUGGUCGCUACAGAAGAAAAUGUCAUUGCUUCUCUUGAUCUUAGGAGGGGAGAAUUGUGUUAGUAUUCAUUCAAACCUUGGAAGUAAAUUAUUUAUAUUUCCCCUGUAUUUUUGGAGGAAUGUUUUCAACCUGCCAGUUUUCAAUUUUACUUCUAAUUGGUUUAUUUUCUCUCUUUCACGAAUUUUGCAACUCACUACGUUUAAUGCAGUUUGGAGACACGUCCUUGGGGAAAAUGAUUCUGUGGAUCAGAUUGAUAUUGCCCUUGGAAAAUGUAAUCUCGUUACUCUUCACCUUGAUUUAAAUACAGUCGUCCUUUUCUUGUUCUGGGGUUACCAUAGUAUCAUGGGCUAAUUAAUUUUAAUCUCUAAAUCUGACGAGUACUUUCAGUUUUCAAAAUAGUCAUUUUUUUGUUGGAACAGGUUCAGCAUCGCAAAUAUCUGCCACUUUGCUAGUUUAAAGCAAUCGUUUCUGCAUAUUCAUUGUUUCAACAAUAAGAAUGUCUAUUAUUCAUCAUUCUUUCUUUAAUUGUGUCAGGAUAUUCCACCACUUCCUCAAAAGCAAGAGAAAAAAAGUUCAAAAUCGAAUGUAUUGAAUGUGUACUAAAACUGCCUGUCUGGUCUUAUGUGGAUACCAAAUCUGAUCUGUCUUGUGUUGAUUCCAGUACAUUGCUGUUCAGAAAUGGCCAAAACUUGCAUGAAAUGCUGUGAUGAGUCCCAUUAUUGUUGAGCAAGCUUUUAUUAACAAUUCUUGUUCAUGUUUUAUGCUUAGACGAUGUGCACAUUACGAUGGCUAUGCUGUCAACAUUAUACUUGAUGCCUCUAAGUUUUUAUUGAAUCUCGAAACUGAUGCUUUGCAUGAUUUUAAUGAAAUACUAUUCUUAGGGGAAUGAAUGAAAGGCAUAUCAAUGUUUCUGUUAGCAUUGGCGUCAUUAUUUUCUGACAGAGAUAUAAUUAUUGUGCCUCAAAUUUUCAUAUUGAUGUGUGAAGUCAAGAUGAUGUCACUGCGAGGUAGUCAUGGGUAAAGCUAAUUGUUGGGGGGUUCUCUUUUGUCUCUAGACAAAUUAUUUAAACUCUUAUCUUGAUUAGGAUAGGGGGAUAAGGAAUGACACUGCUCUCAGACUGAUAGGAGCCCAGGUCCACGAGAAGAGAUUGAAGAAAAAUAAGACUUGAAAUCAAACAAACGAGCCACAGCCUGCCCAAAUCAAACCAGGAUUGGGCCCCAGCCGGAACCCUGACCCCUGAAUCCUUUGAGACCUUUCGAGAGGGUCUCGAUCUCCUUCACAACCUGCAGCCUGCCCAAAUCACCUCCUCCCCCUCUCUCAUCCCGUCCUAACCCUGAUAGUCCCCUUUUCCCUGUCUGAAAUUUACCUAAAUACCCUCCACUUAACCCUCACUUGACCUCUCACUUGACCCAUAAGCCACACUACUCCUGUAGUAAUUUACAUCUAUUGAGGGUCCUAACACAGACAUUCACGCGCCUAUGUGUACAUAGGAAGAAGAGUUAUAGAGCAAUCAUACUUGGAGAUCUCGUUUUCAAAAGCCAUUGCUUCCUUCUCCUGUGGUUUUUCCCCAUAUUGAGGUUUAUACAUAAAUCUGAUGUGAUUUUCUCCCCUUCAUUUCUGUUGUGGCUCGUCAUGUGUUGGUUGCUAUUGAGUGUAUCCCAUAGAGAGGUACUUGUCCACUUGGGACCACCAAUAUCCUACCAGGAGACAUGCAAACAAGGCCUACUAAUUUGCUCUCCCUUUUUUUUUUGUUCUAGAUGAUAUGAGGGAGUCUAAAUGUUGUAUAGCAUGUUUUCUUUCCCAGAGGAUGAUGAUGGAAAGGAUAUGUUAAGCUGUUGAAUCUUACGGACAGCUAAAUGAGCUCGCCUCUGGAAGUGCAGUCCAGCAUUUAACUUCCAUAGAAGUUCAGACUAGGUUAAAUUGCAUUAAACUAUUAUGACGAAGACCUAAACGUGAUGUUUUCCAGGAUGUUUUGACCUCUUUCUUUGCCUACUAUCAACAUUAUAGCCAGUGUUUACUUUUCCUUUUCCAUACUCUGUAAUUCCCUGAUGUUGAUUGAUUAUCAUCAGCACAAGUAUAAUCAAUUGAAGCAGAAACUAAUGAUGAAUCAAGUACUAGUUAAUCCAAAAGGAAGAUGGUUUUAUUUUUCAUUUUCUUUGCUAAUUGUCAAACUCUUUGUAUUCAUCGUUAUAUAUCUGUUCAUUUUUUUUCUCGAUUUAGAGCAAUAUUUUGUCUUUAGAUUUCGGUUAUCGUCAAUCCUGACGGAUGUGUUGGAAUGACAAUUGACUGUAUCUUUUGCUAUGCGCAGAUGUCAUCACACUCUCAUCAGGGAGCAUCUUGAGAACAUGGAACCUUCCUGACGGGCAGAUGGUGUGGGAGUCUUUUCUGCAAGUUUCAGCAUCCUCCAUGUCAUUGUUCUAUGUUCCAGUAAGCAGCAAAGCAUAUCUCAUCAUUGUUUCAUUAUGUUCUGAAUUAACUGAUCUUUUUGUAAUAGUGUUUUAACUCUUAAAUCUGAGAUGGAAAUUAAUUAAAAAUGCUUGUGCUUUAAUUUUUAAUCACUAGUACGUUUUUCUUGUUGAGAAAUCGAUUUCUUGAAGCAUAGAACAGUUCAUUGAUUAAAGAAAGUACCUUAAUAUAAUCGUCUACAGUAUAGUCCGUGUAUUACUGAGGACAAAAACGUCUUAGAGGAUUGCCAUCUCUUAUACACAAAAUAAAUAUUACACUUGUAAAGCAAGGCAUUAUCAAAACAGAAGGAUUAUUGCAAAUGGGGUAUUCCAUUUCCUGUACUUGAAACUGUGGACAUCGUGAUUAGAUGAUUACAUUUCCCAUGAAUUUUGUUGGGGAGACGUGGACAAUCCAUCACAUCCUAAUUCAUCUGUACAUACGAUGAACGGUUUUUUCUUUAUCUCGCCUCCAUCGUUUGGCACUAGGAGAUUAUUAGCAAAUAUCAAAUGUAUCUGCGUGAUGUUACCACUUGUUUGGGGCAGCUCGGACUUUCUGGCCCGUUUGCACGCUGUUGUUCGAAAAAAUGCUGAAGUAAUAGAUCAAUGAUAGCUUUUCUUAUGAAAUAUUUUUGCAGAAUAUAUUAUGUACUUUAUGGCUUCAUUUUCUGCUGAAUAGUUUUUACUAUUGGUUCUCAUUUUGUUGAAACAUCCAAAUUGCAGGCAAGCAUUGAGGUGGGAACAGAUCAGCAAAUAUUUGUUUCUGCUGGAGGGUGCCUUCAUGCUGUAUCUAGCAUAGAUGGUGAAGUUAUCUGGAAGAGAGAAUUUACAGACAGGUGUUUCAAUCGGUCAUGAGUUUCUGUUUUAAAUUUCCGUUUGCCUUUACGGUGUACAAAUAUGUAUCACUUUUCUGGUUUUGUUUGCAGCUUAGAGAUACAGAAGCUUUUUCAAACCCCUGAUGGUGAUAUAACCGCUAUAGGAUUUUCCAGUUCCUCACAGAUUGAUAUUUAUCAACUUAGUGCUAAAAAUGGUGAUAUCCUUGUCCACAAGAGUGCAUCCUUUCCUGGUGGCUUUUCUAGGGAAGCAUCAUUUGUUUCUGGUGACGUGUUUGUGACAUUAGAUGCUACUAGAUCUAUCUUAGUUCUAGUUAAUCUUAAUGGAGGAGAGAUCCGCUUUCAUCAGACACAUAUUUCUGAUCUUGCUGAAGGGUACUCUGGGACAGCAGCUAUUUUACCUCAGAAGUUUACUGGCAUGUUUGCUCUAGAGCUUGAUUCAUUAAUAAUGUUAAUGAAAGUGGAAAGUGGGAGAGAUUUGGAGAUAAUCGAGAAAAUCCCUCACCCAGCUUCCAUUAGCGAUAGUCUCCUCCUUGCCAAUGGGCAACAGGCUUUCGCGAUGGUGAAGCAUGAGGAGACUAAGGUUCAUCUCACAGUAAAGCUUGAUACUGACUUGAAAAGUAAUAUACUAAAAGAAAGCAUCAAUCUAGACAGUCAAAGAGGAUCCGUGCAGAAAGUUUUCUUAAAUAAUUAUGUGAAAACAGAUAAGUCUCAUGGAUUCAGGGCCUUGGUUGUCAUGGAAGACCAUUCACUUCUUUUAGUGCAGCAAGGUGAAAUUGUAUGGAGCAGAGAAGAUGGGCUUGCUUCAAUUAUUGCUUCUACAACAUCUGAACUACCUGUAGAGAAAGGAGUUUCGGUUGCCAAAGUGGAACAUAGUAUUUUCGAAUGGAUUAAGGUACUAUUCCUUCGUUUUACGUUGUUUAACAACCCCCCUCCAAACAGAGUUCUUGAUGAGAAACAAUGAAAUGGGCGAAAAGUGGAGUAGUAGAUUCUGCUCUGCAUUUUAGAUAUGUUAACUUUUUAACUGCAGUUUGUGUUUACAUUUCACUUCGAACUUGUUGAUUUCGUGAUCGCAUAUUGACUACCAGGAAACUCGUCAUUAUUUCAUUUAUUUUUUUUGUUGACAUGAGAACCGAACAUCUGACGCAUCUUGCGACCAUGCGUUGCAGAGAGCAUGACUUCCUCUGUUUGGCGCAUGUUACCACUGUGUCACUUGUCAAUAUAGACUUGAGUAAUUGGGGCCCUAUACUUGUUGCAAGAAUGACAGACUUGGCAUUGCUUAUCGGUAUAAAACUCAUAUGCUUAAUGUCACAAACUGAUCAGAAUAAAUACUUCUUAUGAAUGAUUUGCGAAGUAUUGCAAACGAAAAUGUUUUAUGCUCCGUUUCAAGGAAAAGGUUAUAUAUCUGAUCAAUUGAUUUCAUCGUUAUGUUAUUAAAAUUGUCCUUGCCUAUCAUUGAAUGAAGGCAUACUAUUAUCUUCAUAUGAGUACGUUGAGAUGCAAAUUGCGUGCUGAGAAGAGAAAUUUUAAAUAUCUGAUUAAUAGUAAUUAUUUUGAGUUUUAGAUAAUAAAUGUUAAAUGGAAUUGGAGAUAUGAUAGGCUAGACUGAGAUGGCUUUGGACUUGUUCUAUGCAAACUAUCUAUGUCACAAGUUAGAAUUGGAAUUCAAGUUACAUUUGUUGAAUGCAAGAUCCACUGUUGGAGCUAACUUUUUUCUCGGAUUUUCAUGAGGGGAGCAAUGAGAGAAUAGAGCAGGGUGAAAUCAUGACUUAGGGUUCUUUAUUUGUUGAAGUUUAAAUUUUGAAGCCAAUCUGCACAUCACAGCUUGAUGUGUGUUCGUGUGUUUGCAGUUAGGAUAGCUCAUUGCUCCCGUUUUAUAGAGCACUUUAUUCAUGCGAAUGUUGCCAUGAAUUCAUCUAGAUGCAAGAUGUAAAUGGAUAAAAGAUCCUCUGUUGUUUUAUCACAUGAGAUAAUGGUUAAUGAAAUGGACGCACUCCAUCCAUAUCUCUCUUCUGUAUUCUCUUCUUAAAUGCAUUAUAGUUAAAUGCUUUGUCUGUCUAAUGUCAUAUGCAGCAUUCAUUCUGACGUCCUAUUCACUAUUUCAUUUUAAAAGGGCCACUUGCUGAAGGUCAAAGGAACUCUGAUGCUUGCCAACGCUGAGGAUCUAGCUGCAAUUCAAAGGAUGAGGUUAAAAAGCUUCGAAAAAACUAAGAUGACUAGGGAUCAUAAUGGUUUUCGGAAGCUGUUGGUUGUAUUGACUAGAGCAGGAAAAGUCUUGGCCCUGCACACGGGCGAUGGAAGAAUUGUAUGGUCUCUACUGUUGUCUCCCUUGCAUAGCUCUGAUUCCUGCCAACAUCUUAUUCCUGUUGAUAUAUACCAAUGGCAAGUACCUCAUCAUCAUGCAAUGGACGAGAACCCAUCAGUUCUUGUAAUCAGUAGAUGUGGCCUUCAUUCUGACGCACCAGGUGUCAUUCUCAUAGUUGAUUCUUACAGUGGAAAAGUGGUUAGCUCCUCAAAGCUCUCGCAUUCCGUUCUUCAAGUCAUGCCACUUCCUCUUACCGAUUCAACAGAGCAGCGUCUUCAUAUUAUUAUAGAUGAUAAUAAAAAGGCACACUUGUAUCCAAGAACUCCUGAAUCAAUCAACAUUUUCCGUCCGGAACUUCCAAACACUUACUGGUACUCGGUUGAAGCUGUAAAAGGCGCUAUUAAAGGGUAUUCAUUUCGUGGAAAUUGCAUUGACACUGAUGAAGAUGAUUAUUGCUUUGAUACGAGAGAGUUGUGGUCAAUCAUCUUCCCCUCAGAUUCUGAGAAGAUCACUGGCGCUACAACAAGGAAACAUAAUGAGGUUAGAUUUAUUAUUGGUCAAGGCUGUUUUCGUUUUUAAAAAAAUUGAAGCUUCAAAGUUUCAUAAAAUUUCAAUUUAUCUUCACUAACUGGAAGGUUUGAUUGGUUUGUCUUUCAUUUUGAUGAGAUUGUUUGUAAUUACUCUUCAUUUUUUUCUGGAUCAAGCCUUCUCUAUGAAAUAUUUAGUAUUUCUAAGCCUUGACCCUUUCCAAAGAAUCAGUCAAAAAAGAAAACAAAAUCCCCCCCCCCCAAACCUCCCUCUGCUUCAUUGUUCAUGCAUUAUUUUUUCAAAGGUCAUUUGUGUUUGACACCUUUCUCCCUUCUAUUACAUUACUCAUAUCUUAUUUGUUAUCGUGUAUAAAGGAUCUAAUGAUAUCCUAAUCAUUUUCAGGUCGUUCAUACCCAAGCAAAGACAAUCGGGAAUCAGGAUGUAAUGUAUAAGUACAUAUCCAAAAAUAUGCUUUUUGUUGCUACAGUUUCUCCAAGAGCUGCUGGAAACAUUGGUUCAGCAACUCCAGAAGAAGCUUAUUUGGUUGUUUAUCUUAUCGAUGCUGUGACUGGGCGCAUAAUCCAUCGCGUAACCCACCUUGGUGCACAGGGACCCAUUCAUGCUGUAAGUAGUGUUUCUAUUUGCCAUAGAUGUUAAACAGGCUUUGAUAGCACAUUAUCAGCUAUACUGAGGAAUCGCCCACAUUCUUAUAUUCUUUAAAGGUUGUCAGUGAGAACUGGGUUGUCUAUCACUACUUCAAUCUCAGAGCACAUAAGUAUGAGAUGUCCGUUGUUGAAGUAAAUGAUCAAUCUCGACAGGUGAAUGUCUCAUAAUAAUUUCCUUUUGAAUUUAUUGCAUUUUGCACCAUGACACUCAUCUGUGACCUGCAGGACAAUAAAAGCAUAUGGAAAUUGCUACUUGGAAAACACAACCUCACCUCACCAGUUUCUGCAUUUUCUCAACCGGAGGUUACAGUGAAAUCUCAAAGUUACUUCUUUACACAUUCAGUGAAAACAAUGGCAGUCACUUCAACGGCCAAGGGAAUCACUUCUAAGCAGCUUCUCAUUGGUACCAUUGGUGACCAGGUUAGCUUUCGAAAUAUUCCUUUUAUUUUCCUCAAAAUUUCAAUACUAAGCUUCAGGUAAGUGAUUGGACUGUCAUCGGGCAAGGCCAAGCCUUUCCGUGCCCUCCCAAACCCAGAACUAAAUUUUGACGCACGGAUCUGGACACAUGCCGGGCAGGCCCGCAUGCUGUCCACCGCCCCACUGCAGCAGUAGCAGGCAUGGACACCGAAUUCUAUGCACCCCAAUCCGACUCCCGCUGCUGUUUAAUUGUGUUGCUGGUCAUCCCGCAUCUGCCUCUUCCGCAGCUGCAGCGGUAGCUGCAUGUCGGUGGACACAUUGAUCUUGGAGUGAUGGUGAAGUGGGAGCGGGUGUGACCACAUGCGUGCAUCCAGCAUGCGCACAGCCAUUGGUGCAACACCCUAACGUGUCACUUUACUAGCUGCAAUGCCCAUUCAGAAUACGUGUCCAGGAAACAAAAACGAUACACUCUAGAGGAUAGGUGUCAGAGAAGUGGCCCAGUGCUUGAUCUUUUGAAUGUUCAGUACACUGAACUACGUUUUGCUUUCCAGCAUUAGGCUCUAUUGGAUACUUUUCUCCUAGUGACUUAGGCGGAUUCCAGUCAGAACCGACACUCAACAACAAACGUCAAUGAGUUCUGGUUUCUUUUGCGAGCAAAAUGUGACCUUUUUUUAUUUCUACAAUUACAUUUGUUUGUAGACUAAUGAAGUUCAAUUGAAUAUUCCGGUACAGGUUUUGGCACUAGAUAAGCGCUACCUUGAUCCUCGUCGCACUCCAGACCCAUCCCCAUCAGAGAGGGAGGAGGGGAUAAUACCACUUACUGAUUCACUGCCAAUAAUUCCUCAGGUAUGUCUUACCUGCUACUUGGGAUUUUCCUUUUUUAUGAUUCAGUUUUGAAUAAAUUCCUGUCUUUUCACCACCGUGAAUGGUAAUACAAUGCAUAUUAAAUUUAAUUCCUUUUCAAGGCCCAUAAAUUUAUAAAAACACGCCUUGAUGAGGUUCUUUUUUUUUUUCUUAAAUACGAGAUUUUGUGCAUUAUCAAAUCACCGUCAAGAUUUCCAUUACCUCCAAAUUAUAUCGGUCCUGAGGUCUCCAUAAACAGUAAAAUAGGAUAAAAUAUCUUAAUCUGUAAUGGCAACGAUUCGAAUUAUCUUAGAUUGAUUUUAUCGGCUUAGUGUUGUAAUUCUCAAUAUGGAUAUGGCUGAUUUAUAAACUAGGCUUCUUAGCUCUUAAUCCCAUUGUCUUAAAAAGUAAUCAAGCGAAUGAAUUCCAUGGAAAAUAAGGAAACUCUGCAUGACCAAAUCAAAACCCAAGCAUGCAUCUGCCGGGUGCUCUUUUUUUUUUUUUUUUUUGGUCAUAAUAAAAGUAUAUAUCUGUGAUAGAUCUGGCUUUAGGAUAUGGGCUUCACAUCUUAGACUUGAAUUAUGCGGCGAGUAGCAUGGGUUAGCAGAGAGAAGAAUAUAGUAUCAACUGAUCAUGUGAUUAAAGGUUUGAUCAUAAAGAAAGCUGAAGAGAUGUAUAGCUAGUCUGCAUCUAAAUAUAUCAAUGGAACAAAAAAAUAAAUGCAGCGACCCUCCUUUGUGCUUGCAGUCCUACGUGACCCAUUCUCUCCAAGUGGAAGGCCUGCGGGGGAUAGCAACAAUGCCGGCCAAGUUGGAGUCUACCUCCCUCGUUUUCGCCUACGGCGUGGACCUCUUCUUCACCCGGGUCGCCCCUUCGAGGACCUACGACUCUCUGACGGAAGACUUCAGCUAUGCCCUCCUGCUCAUCACCAUAGUCGUCCUGGUGGCGUCCAUCUUCGUGACGUGGGCUCUAUCAGAGAAGAAAGAACUGGAGGAGAAAUGGAGGUGA